Messenger RNA from Dentiscutata erythropus, 492 nucleotides. NCBI's taxonomy places the organism in Eukaryota, Fungi, Glomeromycota, Glomeromycetes, Diversisporales, Gigasporaceae. The record is from the annotation of a GenBank genome assembly.
AUGGAGGCUAUCUCAUAUGGAGAGGAACGAGUGAAUAAAAUUUUAAAUGGUGAAGAAGAUCCUCUGGGACCACCAAAUAAUCAGCAAAAUAAUUCUAAACACAAUACUGAACCAAGUGGUAGUAAUUUUAGUGACAAUCUAAACAAAAAACAAUCAAGAGAAGCUUAUACUUAUCUUAAUUCAAAUCUUCAUUUAUCUAACCAUCAUACUUUUACUGGAAGUACUUUAAAUACAGUUUCAGAUAAUAUUGCUUCAUAUGUAGUAAACCAAGCCAAAAUGAGUAUGUUCCUGGGGCAAAAUGCUGCUUUACCAAUUUAUAAUGAUAAUCAAGAAUCAACUUUACUAAAUGUUAAUGAAGAUGAGUUUAUGGAUUUAUUAGAUGAAGAUAGUUUUCAAAAUAAAGAUAAUUGGCAAAGACAAGUUGACAAGUGGAAUAAAAUGAUUGAUGAAAAGCAAGUACAGGAGAAUAAAAAAGUUUAUAAUUUGAUUUAG